AUUUGAUGAUAAAAAAAUCAUAAAAAUUUUAAUAAUGAUUGGGGAUAUUUGUGAUUAAUAUAAGUACAUAUAAAGGAUGGAAAUUUCGUUCAUUUCACAAUAAUUUCUGCAGAUCGAAAUGAGGUUCGCCAUUUGCCUAUUAGCUAUCAUCAUUGGUUGUGGAGCUAUUUCUGAGGAAGAAGCUCGCAACCAGUGGCAAAACUAUCAGGAAGAAUUUGGAAAAUCCUACAGAUCUCUAGUCGAACACCGCCAUCGUUUCGCUUUGUUCAAGCAAAAACUUCAAGAAAUCGAAGAACACAACAAACUGUAUGCUGAAGGAAGAGUAACAUGGUUCAAAGGUAUUACACCUUUCUCUGACUGGACCCGUGAAGAAUUCAACAACUACAUCAAUAAAAACAAAUAUAAAGAUAUCUUUGGAGAAGAACAAAUUUUCAAAAAUGAAAAUCUAACAGCUCCUGCUAGUAUUGACUGGAGAUCAAAAGGAGCUGUCAGUGAAGUGAAAAAUCAAGGGGAAUGCGGAUCAUGUUGGACCUUCAGUUCUACAGGAGCUUUGGAAGGUGCAGCUCAAAUCAAAACAGGUGUACUCACUUCUUUGAGUGAACAAAAUUUAAUGGACUGUGCCACUGAAGAAUACAAUGGAUUUGGUUGUGAUGGAGGUACUUCCAUUGGAGCUUUCCAAUACGCUCAAGAUAACGGCAUCGCCUCAGAAGCAAGCUACCCUUACACUGGAUCUCAAGGUUCUUGCAAAUCCUUCAAACCAGUCGUUCACGCCACUGGUUUUGUGAGAGUGCCUCAAUCUGAAAAAGAGCUCCUCAAUGCCGUUGGCACUGCUGGACCAGUAUCAGCUUCUAUAGUUGCCACUGAUAAUUUACAAGAUUAUAAGGGAGGUAUCUUGAACGAUCCUACCUGUGAUGGUCAAAAUGUCAACCACGGUGUUCUGGUUGUCGGUUAUGAUUCAGAAAACGGUAAAGACUAUUGGAUAAUCAAGAAUUCUUGGGGCCCAAAAUGGGGAGAAGAUGGAUAUUGGCGGAUGAUUCGUGGAGUUGUUUCAUGUAGUAUAACUAAACAGGCAAGAUACCCUUUGGUUUGAAUAUUUUUGAUGUAUUUUUUAUAUGAUAAGGUUUGUAGAUAUUCAUUUUCAUUCGAGAACAAAAUGGACGAUGAAAAUUUCAUUGAAAUAUUUUUACUAGUAUAUUCUCAUAAAUGUUGUCCUUCAAAAAAGAAGUUGUUGUAAUUAAAUGUAAGGUACCUACUAUAAUUAUUUGCUUGUGAAGAAAUUAGAAGAAUUUAUUUAUAAAAUUAAUAAGAAUGCCAAUUAAAUUUUUCUAAGAAAAAUAAAUUAUUGAAGUUGAACAUAAUGUAUGAAUAUUAAACAACCCACUUCAAAAUUUUGAUAAAGAUGAUUUCAUCUUUGUGAAUAUUCGUUUUUCAUGAAGUUUGAAAUCAAAUAACUGAGUCAUUAAAAAAGGUCAUUUAUAUUUAGUCAGUCAAUAAACGUAAAAUACAAAAAAAUUGAGCUUAAAAUAGGUACUAUACUAUCAUAACUGAAUAUAAAUAAAACAACCUAUAAAAUUCAAUGGUGAAAUGUAUCUUCAUGUUCUAAUUUGAUAGGAAAUUUUCACCUAUCUACGAAAUAAGACUAGCAUUAUAUUGAAAAUAAGUUAUGAAACAUUUCACCAUAAAAUUUCAUAUAGAAUUUAGUGAGAAAAGUUGAAAGACACAAGUGAGAUAUAAAAAGUUAUAUAUACACAAAGUUUCAUAAAUCAUACAUUUUUAUUGCUCUAUCAAAUAACAUAAUUAUAAUUGUGCAAUACCAAUUAUAAGAUGGAUAUCGAUAUUCACGAACUGUUUUCUACAACGGUAACCAAUUUUUAGAAUUGAUGUGCGAAAACAGAACAACUAAGUUCGGAAUGUUCAAACUAACUAUUUCGAAAAAAUAAGCCUAUGACGUUUUUUAUAUUGGAAUUUCAAGAAAUUUAGUUCCGAAUUAUAUAAACAAAUCAUGAAAAUAAAAUGAAGGAAUAAUAUUUUUAAUUUAGUUCAUAAUACUACACAAUAUUUUUUGUUAGAUUUAAAUGAGUUAUUGAAGUCCAAUAUAAGAAUCAAUAUACAUGCAUUAAAUUUUCAAUAUUAAGCUAUUAGUAAACUUGGUUCGACAAUAAAUACAAUUUUUAUUUUUUAUUCUUCCAAAAAUACUAUUACAAUAUUAUACAGGUUCCUACAAAAAUUUUUUUCAUAAUCUUAAAAGACUCUGUGCGACUACAAAGACUAUACACACAACUUGAUUUGUAACUACGAACACCGCGAAUAUUGUGAUGUGGCCAUUCAUUAUCAAUACAUUCAGGAUUCAAACAUGCAGCUAUAUUUACAUGAACAUAAGAGAAGUAUAAAUUUCUCGAACACUAAAAAUGAAGAAAUUCGAAAAGAUAUGUAUGAAGACCCUUCAGAAUGUUCCCGCUUGUAUCGUUUUCAAUAUAAUAAAAUUUUUCUCGAUCUAAUUUUUUUAUUUCAUUUGCUUUCCAGAUACAGAGUCUUUUUGCUGAA
Molecule: messenger RNA, 2544 nt
Organism: Harmonia axyridis
Lineage: Eukaryota; Metazoa; Arthropoda; Insecta; Coleoptera; Coccinellidae
Product: procathepsin L-like
Exons: 4
Coding region: 119-1090 (323 amino acids)
Cellular component (GO): lysosome
Molecular function (GO): cysteine-type endopeptidase activity
Source: RefSeq, a predicted model, not a curated record